AGUUUCUGCCACUUUGACGGUGGACACAAAAAAACUGCGAAUCAAGGAGAGGGACAGCGCCCAGAAUAACUGUAAACCUCUGCAAACUGUGUAGAGCAUCGUGUUGGAAAUGAGACCCCGGUCGUUUUCUCCGGUGUGUCGGACAUUUAAUCAGAGGACAUGUCCUUGGGUUUGUUGAAGCCACAGCGCUACACUCCACUCUCCAAGCAUGCUAGAAUAGUGACAAUCUCUCUCCACUCUGCAGGCCUGUUUGAUCCUAGAGAAACGUGCCUUGUAAGGAAGCAGGAUGUUCACAGGCUCCACCAAACAGCCACCCACUAAAAUCCCGCAGCCCGAGCGGCUGGACGAGGUCUACGCUGCCUUACGGCGAGGCUUACAGUCGUACCUGCAGGUCCACCAGCUGGAGCUGGACAGCCUGGGUCAGCAGUCACGAGAGAACAAGAGGAACGGUCGUCUGGGGUCUUUGUAUGAGCUGGACAAGCAAGUGAAAGCCAUCGAGAGGUUUAUGCGCCGACUGGAGUUCCACCUCAGCAAGGUAGAGGAGCUGUACGAUGCGUAUUGUAUACAGCGGCGACUGCGUGACGGAGCGAGUAAGAUGGUGGCGGCCUUUAACGUGGCCGUGGGCAGCCGGGAGGCCAGAGAGAGCCUGAGUGAGGCCAACAAGGGCUACAGAGAGUGCACCGAGCACAUGUGCUCCCUUGAGAGUGAAUUAGAAAGCCAGAUGGGAGAAUUUCAUGUCAAGAUGAAGGGUGAGUCACUUUCUACCACUUCCUAUUUUCAUCCGCUCUGCCUUCGCACAGUUCUCAUUUUUCUAUUACUUUUACAUGUUUCAGGCCUCGCUGGCUUCGCAAGGCUCUGUUCUGGUGACCAGUAUGAGGUCCUAAUGCGCUAUGGGCGUCAGCGCUGGAGGCUACGAGGCCGCAUGGAAGUCAGCAACAAGCAGAUAUGGGACGGGGAAGAGAACAUCUUCCUGCCUCUCGUCACAGAACUGCUGUCAAUCAAGGUGACAGAGCUGAAGAGCCUGGCCAAUCACGUGGUGGUGGGCAGCGUGUCCUGCGAGAUGCUCGACCUCUUCUGCCCGCUGCCCCAGACGCUCGCCGUGGACAUCAACGACCUCGGGACGGUGAAGCUGAACCUGGAGGUCACCUGGAGUCCGUUUGAUAAGGACGACCAGACGUCCUCCACCAAUACAGUCACCAAGCGGCUGCUGUCCAAUCAGAGCCCUCCUGACACGCCCUCUAUGCGGGAGCAGGUAUUUUAUUCUCUGCUGAGGCGGCAGGGGGAAGUGGAGAACGGCACCGUCUGGUCCAACUCGUCUGAGUCCUCCGAUGACUCGUCCAGCCCGGCGCUCGCUCACCACGCUCAGAAGCUCACGGCCUCCAACAUGCUGCAAACCACGCUCACCUCUCAGCUGUCCUUCACGCCACACAAGUCCAGCGCCUCAACGCCGUCGCUCUCCUCCAAUCAGGAGGAGGACGAGACCGAAGCCGGGGAGGUUUUCUCUCAGACGGACGCGGUGCCAAACGGCCACCUGAAGACUUCCUGCUCUCACAGCGAUGACUGCACCGCGGCUGAUCGAGCGUCACUCCAGUCAGCGGACCUCUCUGAAACCUCGGCAGACCUGAGCUGCUCCUGCCCCGACGUGUCCUCUGUACACGCUGUGUCCACUCAGGAUUUGUCUGAAAGUGGCGUCUCACAUGUGUGUAUUUCAGCAGAGGAGGUAAAACAGUCUGAGGACUUGCCAGUGCAGGCUGGACAGACUGAAGCAGAAACAAAGGGCAGCACCACUGAAGCAGCAGAGGACGAAGCAUCAGAGAAACACAGUCAGUCCGUCCAGGAGUCCAAAACACCGCAGGACCCUCCAACGGUUCCUUUUCCAGUUUCUUCUAGUUUCAAUCUAGAAGUUGAGACGGCCCUUGAAAGUUUCGACUUUCUCAACUGCUCUGACCUCGAGGAAGAUGAGGAGGAAGAGGGAAAGGAGGGAGGAAAUAAAGAGGUAGUAGAAGAGAAAAAGGAGGAGGAUGCUGCGCAACCUGAAGAGAACCAAAUCAAAAUGGAGGAAGAGAAAGUGGAGGAAGAAGAAAAGGAAGAGAGAUUUCACUCUGGAGGAAGCGAUGACGAGGAGGCUGACGGUCUGCAGAUCCUUAUGGAAGCUCCCGAAGGAUUCAGGAACUCAGAUGAAGAUCGUUUCUCUGAAUCACAGGAGUCGAGCGUGGAGGACGUGCAGGAUCUGUGUCAGAUAGAGAUGCCCGGCGAGAAGGAAGAUGACAGCGAGAAAAAGGGAGAAAAUCUACCCGGAGAGCACGUGUCACAUGGCCAGGAGGAGCGUCCCUCCUCUCCCAAACAAUUGGCUACUACCGUCUUCUAAGGACACGGAGGAGCCUCAGCUAAACCAUUUAUCCCACUCUGAUCUCCUCAUGCCAUGGAUGUUCCACUUUCUGCUCAGACAAACAAGCUCGUCCUCUCGGGCCGAGUUUGUGCACAUAUUUGCCUUGUUCUGACCAAGAGCGAUAAGCCUCCAGGUUUCUGCGUUUUGAAGUCCCUCUUCAAACGUCCUUUUCCUUCAACAUGAACUUCAUCACGUUGCCUGAGUGAAAGCGGGAUACCACUUAGUUUACACUUUAAUAAACUGUUCCUUUCAUGUGAAAAUGUAAUGUCCAAAACAUUUCAGGAACAGCUUUAAGCGGCCUUGUUUUUCGGCUUUAUUACAGUGCAUAUUUUGAAGUAAUCUAAUUUUUUUUUAAUGGUUUUUAAGUUCAAGGUAAUAGAGUUGUUUCAAUCAACAGAGUAACAAACAAUCACUUACUGAGUUGCAUUCAAAACUGUCAGUAUUUGUGGAUGUUAAACUACUUUAAAGGUUAUGAUUUUCAGUGUGAAAUCAGUGUAAAGCCCAGAGCUCUUUCCACUAUGUGAGCAUGUGAUGUCUAAAGAUUUACAUUUUGUGCUGUGGACACAAUCUCAUUUACAAAGCGGGAUCUUUUAAUUUACGUAUCAUCGAGAGUUAACUACUCAAAAGUACACGAGAGCAGAAUUUACAUUGAACCCAGGAAGAUAAGUAAUAUAAGGACUGAAUAAAAACACUUUAAGUUUCUGCUCAAAGCUCAUCUGGUCCAACAUGAAAUCAACCUGCAGUGUAAACUAUAUUUAAACCUGCAUGUGUAGCUGCCUCACACUGCCAGCAUGUCUGUAUAGAAGCGUGUGUGCGCCGGCUCCACUGCAGGCAGCCAUCAGGUCUGCAGCUGUGUACAGAAGCUGCCUCAUGGGGGCGCUAUAGUCCUUCAGCAUCAUGCUUUACGUUGUUCUACAAAAGCCUCGACAUUCAGAAAGUGCCUCAAGUGACAGAGAUGAAAGGUUUUAAAAUGCCACGACAGGAGAGAUCAGGCUAAAGAUAACAGUGUUUAUUUUCUGAAUUACUUUAAGAGUGUGCACAAUAAGAGAUAUUUACUGUUUCAUAUAAAGAAUUGUAUAUGUCUUGAAAUGUUAAAAUGUUUAUGUUCAGAAAUGUUUAAACUUUAUAAAGGUUUCUUUAAAAUGA
Molecule: messenger RNA, 3535 nt
Organism: Gymnodraco acuticeps
Lineage: Eukaryota; Metazoa; Chordata; Actinopteri; Perciformes; Bathydraconidae
Product: rho family-interacting cell polarization regulator 1-like
Exons: 16
Coding region: 287-2368 (693 amino acids)
Source: RefSeq, a predicted model, not a curated record